This is a messenger RNA of Labrus bergylta (ballan wrasse), 3708 nucleotides long. RefSeq names its product flotillin-2a. Gene Ontology annotation, cellular component: cytoplasmic vesicle; plasma membrane; flotillin complex. The record is from RefSeq and is a predicted model, not a curated record. Gene Ontology annotation, biological process: protein localization to plasma membrane; regulation of myoblast differentiation. Lineage: Eukaryota; Metazoa; Chordata; Actinopteri; Labriformes; Labridae.
UAGAACGCCUGACUCGACGCAGCCAUUGCUCGACUGUUGGGUUGUAAAAAAAACAAAAAAACAAACAUCGAGUUCUGAGUCUUACUUGAAAUAAACAUCAGGAGAAAAUAGUGUUUGGAAGCUGAAUUCCCCUUUUAUGCGUCUAGUGAGUUCGGAGAAGAAUCGUUUCUGUCGGUAAAAUGGGAAACUGCCACACCGUGGGACCGAACGAGGCCCUUGUGGUUUCAGGUGGCUGCUGUGGCUCAGAUGAGAAAACAUAUGUGGUGGGAGGCUGGUCCUGGGCCUGGUGGCUCAUUUCUGACAUCCAGAGAAUGUCUCUGGAGGUUAUGACCAUCCUCUGUCGCUGUGAGAAUAUCGAAACCUCGGAGGGUGUUCCCCUGGAUGUGACAGGGGUGGCUCAGGUGAAGGUGAUGACAGAAAACGAGCUGCUGGGAUACGCCUGUGAACAGUUCCUGGGGAAGUCUGUGGUCGAGAUCAAGAGUGUGAUCCUGCAGACCCUGGAGGGUCACCUGCGUGCCAUCCUUGGCACCCUGACCGUUGAACAGAUCUACCAGGACAGAGACAGAUUUGCUGCUCUGGUGCGAGAGGUGGCCUCUCCCGAUGUCGGCCGCAUGGGCAUCGAGAUCCUCAGCUUCACCAUCAAGGAUGUGUACGAUAAAGUGGAGUACCUGAGCUCUCUGGGAAAAACUCAGACGGCUGCCGUGCAGAGGGAUGCAGACAUCGGAGUGGCAGAGGCAGAGAGAGACGCUGGCAUCAGGGAAGCUGAGUGCAAGAGAGAAAUGAUGGACGUGAAGUUCUUAGCCGACACAAAAAUGGCCGACUCCAAGCGAGAGCUGGAGAUGCAGAAGGCUUCCUUCAAUCAGGAAGUGAACACAAAGAAAGCAGAGGCUCAGCUGGCGUACGAGCUGCAGGCGGCCAAAGAGCAGCAGAAGAUCCGUCUGGAGGAGAUCGAGAUCGAGGUGGUGCAGAGGAAGAAGCAGAUCUCAAUCGAAGAGAAGGAGAUCAAUCGUACUGACAAGGAGCUCAUCGCCACUGUGAAGAGACCCGCCGAGGCUGAAGCCUACAAGAUGCAGCAGCUGGCAGAGGGACAGAAGACAAAGACGGUGCUGACGGCUCAGGCAGAGGCGGAGAAGAUCCGUUUUAUCGGUGAGGCCGAGGCCUCCGCCAUCGAAGCGGUGGGAAAGGCGGAGGCUGAGAAGAUGAGGCUGAAGGCCGAAGCUUACCAGCAGUACGGAGACGCUGCCAAGACGGCUCUGGUCCUGGAGGCUCUCCCCAAGAUUGCCGGUAAGAUCGCUGCUCCGCUGGCAAAGGUCAAUGAGAUCGUCAUCCUGAGCGGAGAAGGCAGCCGUGUGACUGGAGAGGUGAACCGUCUGUUAGCCGAGCUCCCCGUGUCCGUCAACGCCCUCACCGGGAUGGAUCUGACGAAGAUGCCUCUGCUGCAGAAGAUGAUCAGCCCUCAGUGCUAAACCGCCAUGUGGAGGACACGCUCCACAGACUCGUGACUCUGAACCCACCGAUAUUUAUCUGCCUCAAGCAUGAUGAUUUUCAGCCUCUGACCCCUUAUGCAAACUGCCUUUGACCACAAACACUUGAUGCCAACUUAUUUUUUAGAUGUUUUUAAGAGUUUUUCUGAAUCGUUUUUCUGAAAUUUCUGACCUUAACCCUGAAGGACCAGACGCUCUCUUUAGUUCUUUAGUUUGUAGACGUUUUGAGUUUGUGUCACUUCACUAGUUCACCAGAGUUUUAUGCUGCAAUCCUUUUAGUUGUACACAUAACCCAAAACAGAGUAUUUGAGUUCAGGGACUACAGUUGGGGCUCCGCCCACUUUUAACCUGAUCCUGUUUAAGAUCAUUUAUCAUUUCAGUUGUGGGGGAAUCAAGGAAUGAUUGACCUUUGACCUGCUUCAGCGUCAGACUAAAGCCGGCUUUAUACUUCUGCAUCCAAUCCACGCUGCCGUGAGCUCUACUCUGGCGUUGUGUCGACACGUGGUCACAUGUUUGAGGAGGUGCACGCCAGGUUAAGAGAAACGCCAACGGUGCAGGUUCGCUGCGGAAGUAUAAAUCAAGCUUAAAGUUUGCAGGUCACCUCUUCCUCCUCAGGUGUCGCAUAUGUUCCCAAUGAGAGCAGACUGAAGUGCCCCGCCUCCUCCUUAUAAUCCAGUCUAUCGUCCAUCACUCAGAGUGCCGUCAGUGAAGUAGCGUGCAGCAGUCUGAGCACGGUGUGGCAGCUUUUAUUUCCUCUUUGCUUUUAAAACUCUUUUUUCUUUUUUUUAGGUUAGUUGAAAAUAACUCGGAGAACUUGUUACCAAAACUGUCUCACUUACUGCUCAGCAGAGCGCCACUCACUGUGAUCCUUAGCAUGUUCCAGGAGCAGGUGCACGCUAGCUGUUACCUCACCGUUUGUCGUCUUGUCGCCCGUCUCGUCGUCUGGUGUGCAGUGCCUGUUCAACACUCAAGUGCCCAAUCCCUCAGGACAGGGGUUUGGCUUCAGAUGGAUUCUUGUCCGACUAUAUCUCGAUGUGUAGAUAUCAUCCCUGAACUCUAACAUCUGCUUUUACUAACAAUCGUGCAGAAUGCUAGCUCGUUAUAAAGAAGCCAUAAUUAGACAUGAUUAGCCUUAAAGACUCUCUGGACGCCUGAUUCUGUAUUAUUCAUGUAGCGCCGCGUCAGAGCUUUAACUCAUUCACCACUUUUUCCUCCCGUUAUGUUGUUCAAGCUGUUCUCUUCACACUCUUCGUAUUUGAACCUGAGUAACCCUGCAGCCCUGCAGGAUGAAAGAAGCCACUUGUUGACCCCGAUGUGUGACGUCAGAGCCGGGACUUUAAAUGUUUGCGACCCGUUGAUACGUGAACACGUGAUUGUGUUAUAGACGCUGCCGUCACAUCGUGUUUGUGUUUCGUUUGCUUCAUGUAGUGUGGAGCCGUUUGAAUAACCUGCUGACGCAACACGUGAUGAUCUCUUCGCUUCACAUUCGGUCAGUUUAUUUACUUAGAGGCCAAUCAGUAAACGUUUGAAGCCAGUCCAGAAUCCUUUUUAUUUCAGUCCUUAAAUCAACUCUGGAUCACAAUCAGCUUUGCUCUCAAUGGGACUACAUAUUUCGUCCAGAGGGGGCGCCAAAUCCUCACAGCUGCUUUUAGAGAAAUACUUUGUUUCAUAGCAAAAGCUUUGGGGGGGGGGGAUAUUUUAUGGGGAAAAAUCAAAUCCUAAAAUCUUUUUAAUCAUCUCCUGUCACUAAAGCAAAGAAAAUAUUUCUACUCUAAUUAUGUUGAUUGUUUCAAAAAAGAAGUAUUUUGUUUUUUUUGGCUCAUUUAAAGUUUGUGACUUGUCUCUGUAUUCCAGACCGACUCUGUCCCUUUGCUGGGAUCAUGAUCACAGUUACCUGACAGGAUCUGGUUUAGUUUUCUUGUCCUUGUUGCACACAGUGUGCAACUAGUUUCCGCCUCCAGAGGGCAGCGGCAGGGUUCACGGUUUGUGUCUUCAGAUGAGUCUUUAUGUUGCUGCCUGGUGAAGAUUUCACCUCCACCUGGAUCCUUGUGGUCCCAAGUGGACCUUUUAUAGACCACUUUCUUCACCUGAAAUAUAUAUAUAUAUAUAUAUAUAUAUAUAUAUAUUUUUUUUUUACUGCUGACAAAGGAAGUUCAAAUCGACCACUCUUUUCUUUCUGUGAAUAAACAGCUUCUGGUUUCCUUUAAGUGAACCUUCAGACUAA